AAGGUUUUACUGUAUCUGACAUCUGAAAACAUUUUGGAGCAUUCUGGUUUCACACAGAACAUCCCAUAAAUAGUAAUAUAAAAAGUGUAAUAUAUAGUACAGCAACAUGUAUCUAGCUAGACUGAAUACUCAGAACGAUGGUUACAUUUGUAAAUAAAGUCUAUCCCUGUGGUCACCUAGUCAAUAAGUUGUCCCAUGGCUUACAACAGUCUCUCUCAAAUAAACACUGUAAGGAGAGUUGGCAGUGAAAGAAAGGGGCGUGCAAGGAACCUGUUUGUCCAUCUCCCAGGCAGCAGACUGCAGCCUGCUCCUACUAGUACACAGAAGAGCCGAGGAAGGUUACUAAAGCUAUAGUUGUAUGAAGGACUCCAGAAUUUUUCUUGAAUUCAUGUAAUUUUGCCUACAUAAACUAGACACGAUGAGUAGUCCUAGAAGGCUCAGUCCACACAGUGUUAAGCGGUGGCAUCUGGAGAGUGUGGGGCUCCGUGGAGGAGAGAUACAGACAUCAAUGAAAGAUAACGUUCAUUUUGAUCAAACUGUGAGCACUCAGACACGCUUUAGUGCCUGGACACCAGUAGCAAGCAAAUCUUUCAACAAACAGCUCUUCCAGGAGAGAGUGAAUCUCAUAGGGCAUUGGUAUGACCUCUGGACGGAAAAUCAGCGCAAACAGUUUCUACAUUCUAUUUUAACUAGGAGCAGCAGAUCACAACUAAAAUUUGUUCAAGACUGGUUCACUGAAGAAUGUCCUGUCACCAAUUUAGACUUUACCACUGUUAUUCCCAGGUUUUUAUCUUUGUACAUUUUUUCCUUCCUGAACGCCCAUGACUUAUGUGUUGCUGGACAGGUCAGCUGGCACUGGAAGUUCCUCGCUGAGCAGGACUGUCUGUGGAUGCCCAAGUGCACAAAGUUUGGCUGGUUUUUGCCAUACACUCCAGCAGACAAUGAGUAUGGUGCAUGGAAAAGGCAUUAUAUCUCCUGUGCCUGUAGCCUGGACUAUCUCACUCCAAGGGAAGCUGCAGAUAUGUAUGGUACUUUGAAUGAGCCUAAGGAAGGGAAAGAGGAGCUGAAGGAAAAACUACAAGAAAAGUGGCUGCGCAAAAUGAUUCGGGAAAGGCUGUCGCUGCAAAAAAAAGAGCUCUUAAAAAGCCGGCCACCUUGGAUGAGUGGAUCUUGGAGAUCAGCUGUGAACUCUAAAAUAAGCUUAACACAGUCUAUAAGUCUAACUGACCAGGCUUCAAUGCAAGCAGCACUGUGGUUAAUUAAGGAUAAAGAUACAGGCUCAGAAAAGCCUUUGACAAGUUGGCUCCUAAAAGAAGAAAACCACACACCCAGCUUCACCUUGGCUUUGGAAAAGAAGCUUGUAGAACAAUCAAUAGACUCAUUACCCAAAAGGUAUAAUGCAGCUGGAUGUAACACCUACCCUUCUACAACCACAAAGCAAUGCAACAGUCUCCAGCGUCAGUCAGAACAUAGGGGCGCCUCAGGUCCUCUUCACCUUGUGUUGAUAUCAUCCCACAUAUUGGCAUAUGAGGUUAUUCUCAGUAGCGUGAAACCCAGUGUGGUUCCUGUAGUUUAUGACUUCAAUGGGAUGACUCUCGAAAGUUUAAUCUUUUGUGUGGAGAAAGCUUUGGAUGGACGCACAGCACAGAGUAUUUCAGUUGUUGCAGAUGGGAAUUCCCAACACUUACAUUUACUACAGAAUGUUCAAAUUGAUUCUCAGAAUGUCUUAAAUCCCAAUAUUAGAGAGUUUUGGGAAAAAUUAGGCAGCUGUGUGGUGUCCUGCAAAGAUGGCGGUGUCAUUGACCUGUUUGUCCCAUUUGCUGCUUCAGAUGCAGGAAUGGAAAUCCUUGACAAUUUGUCUCAGUUAGCUGGCGUUAUGUUUUGUUCACCAACUGGCAUAGCCACUGGAUCUUACCAACACAUUCUCAGUGAUUGGCUGAUGGCAUCUGGAAGACGUGAAUUCCCCCCAUUUUUAUACUUCACGGAAGUGAAACUACAGGCUUGGUGUAGAUUAGCCAGUGUAAUGGAGGAAGCUCUACAUAUGGUCAGGAAGCAGAUGAAGCUCCAUCUUAGUGAUCUCCAGAGAAAUGUAUCCGGCAGGAUAAUAGGACAGUUCAUGUUUGACACAAUGCCCAUGGUGAAGGUGCAGACCAAUCAAGACAUUGCUGAGGCAUUGACUGAAGGUUUGGUGGAACUUGUUAAGGAGAAGCGUGAUGAUCCACUGGAGUUCCUUUCCAUCUUUCUUUUAAAAAAAUGUGGAAAAUCCAAAGAGGUCAGGAACCAGUUGCUGCAAGCAAAUACUGAGGACACGCUAUCAGCAUUUCUAAAGCAGGAAGAUAAUGACGGCGAUGCCAUGUCUGAAAAGGCUGUACUUUCUCCAAGUCGCUCUGAACCCAGGUUUAGAAAACUUACUAUGCUGGAUAGUAAACUUCUAGCGGAUAUAGGAGAUAAACGUUCAAGGUUUGCUCGAGAACUCCUGAAGAGUGAGAGACAGUUUGUACAAGUCCUGGAGAUCAUCAGAGAUGUCUAUGCUGUCCCACUGAAGUCGGCACUGGCAUCAAAUCGUGCAAUCCUGAGCAUUUCUAAUGUGCAAAUCAUAUUCUCUGAUAUUCUAAAUAUCCUACAAAUCAACAAGCAGCUCCUAACAGAGUUGAUGGAAAGACUUGAAGAAUGGGGACCUGCACAGUGUUUAGGAGACGUUUUUAUGAAAUUUGGAUCAAAGCUGAAGAUAUACACCAAUUUUUUCAACAACUACACUGUGAUUCUAAAAACAAUUGACAAGUGCAGGGAAGCUAUGCCAACUUUCCGAGCUUUCUUGAAGAGACAUGAUCAAACUGUCAUAACUAAAAUGAUGAGUUUACAGGAAUUGCUAUUAAUCCCGUCUGUUCGAUUUGAUGAGUAUGUGAACCUCUUGUAUGCUCUUCGUCUUCAUACUCCUCCGGAGCAUCAAGAUCGCAAUGACUUAAACACAGCUAUUACAGUGAUGAAGCAGUACAAGGAUUUUAUUUUGCAGGUGAAAGCUGCCUUAGAAAAGGACACUGAGCUGACAGAUCUUCAGAAGACAAUCCAAGGCUGUCCUAAUCUAAUAGAGGCUAACAGACAUCUUAUUUACAAACAAGACGUGGAUCUGCUUAAAUGUGCCAAUGAGGAGAUAAGUGCAUCCUUGAGGAUCUAUGAGCACAUCAGUGACCUAUGUCUUUUUCUUUUCAAUGAUGCACUCGUUAUAUCCAGACGUCACAUUUUCUAUACACCAUUCAGGCACGUACCAUCAACCUCGUACCAGUUCAUGGCUUCCGUUUCUUUGCCACGAUUGCUAGUGGAAGACAUUCCGGACACUAAAUAUGUAAAGAAUGCUUUAGUUCUGCAAGGACCUAAGCGAAGGUGGAUUUGUUCCACACAAACAGAAGAGGAAAAGGUCACUUGGCUUUCUUCGUGUCAGAGUGCUAUUCAUGCCAGCAUUGAAACAAAAUAACCAUACCAGUUUUUACUACUGGAGUUUUUUCUUUAAACAUCUGCGUAAACUUACAAUUGUAUGACAAAGCCUGUAGAAAAGUAGAAAUCAUAUUUAAAGCCCUUAUGAAAAUGUGAAGCCAGUUGCCAGUCAUCUACAUGUAGCUGCUGCAGGGCACGGGAGGAUCUGGUUCAGGAGAUGGAUGGUGGAGCUAUGUAUGUAAAUGUCAUGUCAUAUUUAUUACAUUUUUUUAAAAGUACAAUAACUAAUACAUAAAAAUUAAAUCAAGAAAUGUA
Molecule: messenger RNA, 3747 nt
Organism: Rana temporaria (common frog)
Lineage: Eukaryota; Metazoa; Chordata; Amphibia; Anura; Ranidae
Gene: ECT2L
Product: epithelial cell transforming 2 like
Exons: 23
Coding region: 419-3472 (1017 amino acids)
Molecular function (GO): protein binding; guanyl-nucleotide exchange factor activity
Source: RefSeq, a predicted model, not a curated record